Molecule: messenger RNA, 1743 nt
Organism: Paramisgurnus dabryanus
Lineage: Eukaryota; Metazoa; Chordata; Actinopteri; Cypriniformes; Cobitidae
Gene: npffr2a
Product: neuropeptide FF receptor 2a
Biological process (GO): G protein-coupled receptor signaling pathway; regulation of adenylate cyclase activity; cellular response to hormone stimulus
Cellular component (GO): plasma membrane
Molecular function (GO): opioid receptor binding; neuropeptide receptor activity; peptide binding
Source: RefSeq, a predicted model, not a curated record
GUGGAUGUGAGACCGGGCAGCUUCUGUUCGUGUGAAAAACUUAUUGAAACUUAACAUUUAUGGCACAUAUUAUAUCGGAGUAAAGUUUAACACGAAGUAUAAUUUAUUUGUAAAUAAGUACUAAGUUGUCACUCAUUUAAAGGCUUUCAAGGACUCCUAAUGUAUCUCCCUGGAGGAACAACGGAACAGGGAGGUGUGCGCGUUCGUUUUUUACCUGAGAACAGGUAGUGCAACUGGGAAACUGGCUUUACAAAAGAUAUAAAAUGAAUGAAACUCUGGACCGAAACAUUACCUUUGUGGGUGACGGUAACUGGACUUUUCCCAAUGGCUCAAGUGAAUUCUUCUUACCUCAGAACAACAUCACAUAUGUUGGAUAUUACUUGCAUCAGCCAUCAGUAGCAGCAAUAUUCAUAGUGUCGUACCUGCUCAUAUUUGUGGUCUGCAUGGUUGGAAAUGGAGUGGUGUGCUUCAUAGUCUUACGGAGCAGAAACAUGCGCACCGUCACCAACCUCUUCAUCCUCAACCUUGCCAUCAGUGACCUUCUUGUUGGGAUUUUUUGCAUGCCAACAACUCUUCUUGACAACAUUAUUACAGGCUGGCCAUUUGGAAGCAUGGUCUGCAAAAUGAGUGGUAUGGUCCAGGGCAUAUCCGUCUCAGCCUCUGUUUUCACCUUGGUUGCCAUAGCAGUUGACAGAUUUAGAUGUAUUGUGUACCCCUUCAAGCAAAAGUUGACGAUAUCAACAGCCACCCUUAUCAUAGUCAUCAUCUGGGUCCUGGCCUUGACAAUCAUGUGUCCCUCUGGUGUCAUGCUCCAGGUAACUAAAGAACAAAGCAUUCGUGUUUUCUUGGGAGAUGGCAACAGAACAAGCCCUUUUUACUGGUGCAGAGAAAACUGGCCCAACCAGGGGAUGAGGAAGAUCUACACUACAGUUCUGUUUGCCAAUAUUUACUUGGCUCCUCUCUCACUCAUCGUGAUCAUGUAUGCAAGGAUCGGGAUCACUUUGUUUAAAACGGCUAUGCCGACCAGAGCAAAACCUGGCCGCGAUAACCGUCAUUCUGUGUCAAAGAAAAAACAAAGAGUAAUCAAAAUGCUUCUCAUCGUAGCCUUGCUCUUUAUCCUAUCCUGGUUGCCACUGUGGACGUUGAUGAUGCUGACAGAUUAUGUCAGGCUUACCGAACGCCAGUACAGGCUUAUUAACAUCUACAUCUACCCUUUUGCCCACUGGCUUGCCUUUUUCAACAGCAGCGUCAACCCAAUAAUUUACGGGUUCUUCAAUGAAAACUUCCGCCGUGGAUUUCAGGCCGUUUUCAAGUUUGGGCUGUGCCCGGUUGGCGGUCAACAUCGGACCUAUUCCCACAGGAUGCAAGGGAAUUCUGUGAGGCCGGUAAACCCUCAACCCUCAACAGAGCCCAUCUCUCUUAACAGCCUGGAUAAUAGCUCACGGAGGAUAAAUCAUGUCAACGAGCAAGAUUUAGUUAUGGAAGAUUUAGAAAAAGUUUCGGAAUGCAGUUUGGAAGGAGCUUCUCUUUAAAGAGGUGAACAGAGGUGAAGAUGUGAUUUUUUUUCAUGUCAAAUUCCAGAAUAUAAUUUACCAAUAUUUUUUUAAAGAAAAAUUGUUAACAUGCCAUUGUGUGACUUUUCAGCAGUCAUUUGCUGCUAAGAUGAAUGUAUAUGUUGAUGUGUUUAAAUAAGGCUGAAUACAACUGGCAAUUUAUCUGUUGUCAAGUUUUAAAUCAGUAUUU